This is a messenger RNA of Ectocarpus siliculosus, 2697 nucleotides long. NCBI's taxonomy places the organism in Eukaryota, Phaeophyceae, Ectocarpales, Ectocarpaceae. The record is from the annotation of a GenBank genome assembly.
AUGGUCACCCCGACAUCGUCGAACAGCGUUGCGAUCGAAUGCCGCGACAAGAGGACGUACUACUUUUCUGUGGCGAGGGGAGCCACGCGUGCGGACGACGCCGUGCUGCUACAAGGGGUGCGGAGGUUCGAGGAUGAGAUCGCCUGGCUCAUCGAGGAGGACAACUUUUCUCACUCGUCGGACACCUGUCGCGUGAACGCCUCCCUCGACUCCCGAGGGGAAACCCUCGGACUAGACCCGGACACGCACGCUUUCCUCGACGGCUGCGAGCCCACGUGCGAUUCGUCGGAGUGCACGAGGGGCUUCCCCAGCGGGUACCAUCCGGCGCUGGAGCACCGGCGGCAGGGGAUCGAGGACUCGACCGAGUGGGCCUACAGCGGCGUGAACAAGAGCUUCAGGCUCUGCCCGACUUACGGCCGGUAUCUCGUGGUGCCGUCUGCCCUUGACGAGGCGGGUAUCCGAAAGGCUUCGAAGUGGCGGAGUCGCUGCCGCAUACCGGUGCUAUCCUGGCUACACCCGCUCACCGGAGCCGGCCUCUGCCGCUCCAGCCAGCCGAUGACGGGACUCGGCAUCAACCCUUCCUCUCCGGAAGACGAGCAGCUGCUCAUGGCCAUUAGAGCGGCAGCCGACGCGGCCGCGGGGGAGCCUCCUCGCGCUGCGGCAAGCAAGAGAGAACGGCGCCGUUGUGAUUGUUGCUCCCGCGCCGCCGCCGCCGCCGCCGCCGCUGCAAGGAGAGGCGCGGAGGAGGGGCACGGCGGCGAGCCCGCGCCUCCGUCGGAGGAGGAAGGCGACAAUACGCUGCUGCUGCUGGCGGCAACCGCCGCGCAAACCUUUGUCGCCGCGGCCGGCGGGGGCGGGGGCGGGGGCGGUCAGUGGCAACGAUCCCCGGCAGUUUGCGAUCAUGGCCGGAGCUUCCGCAGCGGCGGCGACGAUGCCGUUCAGCGGCUCGACGGCGGCGGCGCGGGAGCGGCGGGACGAAGCGGCGGGAAUCUGCGGGCCAGUGGUGACGACGCCCAGGUCAUCGACUGGGACAGGGCGUUCGACCACGGCCGCAUCAACAACGGCAACGACGACGACGAUGACGAUGACGAUGACACCUGUAGCAUCGCGUCGUCGUCGGUGAAUUCGGUCUCCUCCGCCCCCGGGAACCCUUCCUCCCGCCCUUCCUCCCUCGCCGGCUCGGCGCUACUCCACCCUCCCGCCGCCGUUGCCGCUGCCGGCAACGGCGCCGGCGCCUCGGCCGCUGAGUGUCCCCCGCGACUCCUGUCGUCGUGCGUCUCACCGCAGGCCGACGGCGGCGGCGGCGGUGGCAGCGGCCGCAGGUCCAACAGGAGCAGCCUCGGAGCGGCAAAGGUUACCCCGGUGCGGCCACCCCGCAUGCUGUCAGUACCGGCAAGCCUGGGGUCUAUCUCUGCUACGACUACUGUCGCCGCCGGGACGGCUGCUGCCCCUCCUGCGGCCGUUGUUGUUGUCGGUAAGAAGGAGGAGGAGGAAGAGGAGGGGGAGCGGCGAGCGUCGGCGGUGCUGCGCAUCGUGGACGCUAGACCCAUGAUCUCGGCGAAGGGCCACCUCAUACUGGGCAAGGGCCACGAGGUAAUCUCGCGGCUUGGUGGGCCCCGGCGGGCAUCGCUAACGUUCCUCGAGAUACCCAACGUCCACGCGAUGCAGCAGAGCUUCGCCACGCUCAUGUCGGCGUGCUCCGGCCGGGAGGAUGACCCGGCAUGGCUGGUGAACCUACACAAUUCGCGGUGGUUAGACUUCGUGGGAGCCCUCCUGAGCGGGGCUUCGGACGUGGCGGAGUACCUCGAGGCGGGAGAUCCGGUCCUGGUGCACUGCAGCGAUGGCUGGGACAGGACGUCUCAGCUCACGGCUCUGGCGCAGCUUCUGCUGGACCCGUACUACCGCACCAUCGAAGGCUUCCAGGUGCUAGUGUCGAAGGACUGGUGCUCUUUCGGACACCGAUUUGCGGUGCGAGGGGGACACGGUCGCCAAGGGGCGGCCGAAUCGUCACCUAUCUUCCCGCAGUUCUUGGACGCCACUUACCAGCUCUUGAGGCAGUUCCCGGCGUCCUUCGAAUUUUCCGAGAACCUUCUCCUGCUUCUCCUUCACGCGUACCACUCGAGGUGGUUCAACGACUUCCUGCAAGACAGCGAGUACGAAAGAGCGCUGGCCCACGCUCGGUCCUCGCGGGCCGCCCCGAUCGGCAACGGCAACGGCAACAACGGCGACCGGACCGUCUCCGUGUGGUCCCAGGUCCGCAUCCGCCGAGAACUUUACGAAAACCUUCUCUGGGCCGGCGGCGGCGGCGGCGGCGGCGGGGCGGUGGCGCCGCGCCCGCAGCAGCAGCAGCAGCAGCAACGGCCGCUGGCGCGGGAGGCGGACGGGGAGGCGAGAGGAAGGGCCGUGCAAGGGGGGAGCGGCGCUCUCCUGGCGUCUGCAAGGGUCGGCGGCGGCAGCGGAGGUGGUGGCGGUGUAGAUAGGUGGGGUGCCGGUUGUAAAUGCGGCGCAGUUGACGACGACGACGACAACGCGGAGGCUGGCGGACAUCGGCCGCGGCGGCGGCGCGUUCCUUCCUCUUGGCGGAGGGAGAAGGAGAUGGAGAGAGAGCGCUUGCCGCCGCCCCUGUGGCCGGCGUGCGGGGUUCGGUCCCUCGCCGUUUGGCGGAGCGCGUGGGCGAGCCGAGGCCUACAGGUGUGA